AUGUCUCUUCCCAAAGAAGUUGGCGGCUACAAGCUUGGUAAACUCCUAAUCGAGGGUAAAACCAAGCAAGUGUUCGAUCUACCAGACGUCCCUGGAAAUUGUCUCCUGUUGAAUAAGGACAGAAUAACAGCUGGCGAUGGAGUUAAGGCGCAUGAUAUGGAAGGCAAAGCCGCCAUAUCUAAUCAAACAAAUGCCAAGGUCUUUGAAAUACUUAAAGCUGCUGGAAUUAAAACGGCAUUCGUAAAGCUUGCUUCACCCACUGCCUUCAUUUCUACAAAAUGUGAUAUGGUUCCCAUCGAAUGGGUGACAAGGCGAUUAGCGACAGGGUCUUUCUUAAAGCGUAAUCCUGGAGUUCCUGAGGGAUACCGCUUCACUCCACCAAAACAGGAGACCUUCUUCAAAGAUGACGCCAACCACGACCCUCAAUGGUCAGAAGAACAGAUUAUUUCAGCUAAAUUCAACAUUAAUGGACUUCUUAUUGGUCAAGAAGAAGUUGAUUACAUGCGUCAGGUUACAAUAUUGGUAUUCGAAAUUUUGGAAAAGGCAUGGGCUCUGCGUGACUGUGCUUUAAUCGACAUGAAGAUAGAGUUCGGUGUUGACGCUAAUGGUAACAUCCUCUUAGCCGAUGUCAUUGACUCUGAUUCAUGGAGAUUAUGGCCUUCUGGGGACAAAAGGCUCAUGGUGGACAAGCAGGUGUACAGGAACUUAGCUAAUGUAACGGCGGCUGACCUUGAUACGGUAAAACGCAACUUUGCGUGGGUCAAAGAUCAAUUAGAUCACCUUAAGCCUAAUGUCCAUCACAAAGUGGUUAUCUUCAUGGGAUCUGCCGCUGAUCAGGAACAUUGUCAGAAAAUCGCUAAAGCCGCCCGUGAACUCGGCUUAGAUGUUGAUCUCCGGGUAACUUCCGCGCACAAGGCGACACAAGAAACUCUGCACAUAAUGCAACAAUAUGAGGACACCCACGGGGCUUUGGUUUUCAUAGCAGUAGCUGGAAGGUCUAAUGGCUUAGGGCCUGUUCUGUCUGGCAAUACGUCUUAUCCAGUAAUAAACUGUCCGCCACCUUCUGAUAAGCUGGUGCAGGAUAUCUGGUCAUCUCUAUCAGUGCCAUCUGGCCUGGGUUGUGCGACUGUUAUUUACCCCGACAGUGCAGCCCUCAUGGCGGCACAAAUUAUUGGUUUACAAGACUACCUUAUAUGGGCACGUCUGAGAGUUAAGCAAUUGGAAAUGGCCGCCGCUUUGAGAGUAGCUGACAAGAAACUCCGAAACCUUAGUGUU
Molecule: messenger RNA, 1275 nt
Organism: Brenthis ino (lesser marbled fritillary)
Lineage: Eukaryota; Metazoa; Arthropoda; Insecta; Lepidoptera; Nymphalidae
Source: the annotation of a GenBank genome assembly